CAGUUAGUCAGAAUUAGUUGUUGGAAGGAAAAUAACGUCAAUCUAUUUAUAUUUUUUAUACAGUCAGUAAUUGUGCGGUUGUGUCAAAACUAUGCUAGUGUACUAGUGUCAGUACGAUUCCAAAGAUUUCAAUGCAUCACAGAAUGAAGAUACUAAUUUUCCUAGCAGCUGCCCUUGUAGGAUCCACUUUGGCGGACUCCGACAAGCUACCCUUCUGUAAGAUCUGCAAGUGUCACUUCACUAACGACGACGAGCAAGCAGACGUGACUUGCACCACGAACAUCAUUUACAACAUUUUCGAUGACUACUACUGGAAAAUCAAUGGAACGAACGAGUCCUACGCAUACGCGUCCAUCAACUUCCAAAACAACCAGUUCGGCGACCUGACCUAUAUCUUCCCGCAGUCGAACCUAACGUACCUGAACCUGGCCAACAAUGACAUCAAUAAGAUAGCGGAUAGCGUCUUCCAGAACUUGCAGAACAUGAACACGUUGAUCCUGAGCUACAAUGAUUUGGAGAUCCUGCAUCCCGAUGCCUUCAAGGGCGUCUAUCAGGAGACCAGACUGCUGCCCCUUAGAAGUUUGAAGGAGUUGCGGCUGGACCAUAACAAACUACACACUUUAAAUCAAGACAUCUUCGAGCACACAACCGACAUAGAAAUUUUGGAUUUGAGUUAUAAUCCUAUAGUAACCAUAGAUCAACACACCUUGGCGGCUAUCGACAGUUUAGCUUACUUGAAGGAGUUGUAUCUUCAAUAUACCGAAAUCACCACCCUUCCAGACAAUAUGCUUCACACCCCCAAGUUCCUCGAAGUGCUAGAUUUGUCAGGAAACCCCAUCAGCAAACUACCCGCCACUCUACAGCAAGUCCACAAACUGACCUCUCUAUACCUGAACAACACCAACUUUGAUAAUUUGACCGAGGAGAAUGGUUUUCCUGAAAUGCCGACAGUGAAAGUGUUGCAUCUUUGCCGGAACCAAUACUUGAGUCACUUGAAGAAACAUUCCCUAAGUGGCCUGAUCAAUUUGGAGGAAUUACACAUGAGUGACAACAUCGCUUUAUCCCACAUAGAUCCCUUAGCAAUGGCUAUGAUCAGGAACCACACGGGAGGAGCCAUUUGGCCACCCAUCAAAAAGCUUCACAUCAAUAACAACAAGCUCGCCUAUCUGGACAGCGAUAUCAUAGCUAGAUGGGACGGUUUGACACACCUGGACAUCAGGGCAAAUCCGUGGACUUGCGAGUGUGAAAAUCAGUGGUUGAUUGAGGAUUUGGUACCCAUAUAUCUGAAAAUUGAUGAAGAGAGCGCGAAACAGGUUCAAUGUGCAGCUCCCAUUGAGAUGGAGAGGUUUUCAUUUUACGAAUUGUACGAGAAAAAAAGCCACAUGAGGUGUUUGGACAUGUAUGGUGCAAGGCCUGAGAACGAUGCCAUGAUGCUAGUAGGCAUCUUAGCAGGUGUUCUAAUAGCGAUUCCAAUGCUCCUCUUCCUAGCCUUUGCUUAUCAAAAACGGUGGUUCGGAUUUUGCAACCCCUGCGACAAAUCUCCAGCAGCUUAUUCCAGAAGAUUCUACGAUAAAACUCCACACGAAGAUUUUUAGAAGAACGUACUAUUUAUAUUUCUGUGAAACUUUGGUAAGGCCGUAUUAGACCGAUUACAAGCAACGUGUAAAAUUUGAACGUAUUUUUUUUUUAGUUUUUUUGGAUAUUUAAGUAAAUUUUUAUUCUAAGAGCACAAUUUUAUUAUUGUAGUUUAGAUAUUGUAUUAAAGUAUAAACUUCUGAAAAACACGCAGGUGUCUGUUUUAUCAACCCCUAUAGUUCAAAGGGCUUUCUCUGUUUUUUUAUUCUUAAUAGGUUUAAGGAAAAAAUCCAGCGAGCAUUGUAGUAUUAUUAUAUUUCUGUAUAUUGAAUUUUAUAUGUAUAAAAAAUUAUUGAUAAAAUAAAGAUUACCAUAAAAUUUGU
Anoplophora glabripennis (Asian longhorned beetle) is the source of this 1958-nucleotide messenger RNA. Its product is annotated as leucine-rich repeat neuronal protein 1. NCBI's taxonomy places the organism in Eukaryota, Metazoa, Arthropoda, Insecta, Coleoptera, Cerambycidae. The coding region runs from base 132 to 1595 and encodes 487 amino acids. The transcript has 8 exons. Gene Ontology annotation, molecular function: protein binding. The record is from RefSeq and is a predicted model, not a curated record. Gene Ontology annotation, cellular component: plasma membrane.